Molecule: messenger RNA, 4169 nt
Organism: Stomoxys calcitrans (stable fly)
Lineage: Eukaryota; Metazoa; Arthropoda; Insecta; Diptera; Muscidae
Exons: 5
Coding region: 2019-3731 (570 amino acids)
Cellular component (GO): membrane
Molecular function (GO): hexosyltransferase activity
Source: RefSeq, a predicted model, not a curated record
CAUUCAUUCAUAAUUAAUUAAUUAAAAACAAAAUAGUAAAGAAAUAAACAAAACUGUUUCCUUUUAAAAUCGAAUGAUUAGUAUAAAAAUACGGUUUAAAUAUGGUUAAAAUAAAUUGAGAGAAAACCACCAAAGAUUGUAAAGGAAAAUCAGCAACAACAAAUUGUUUUGUUUUAUUUGGUAAAUUUUGGAAUUUUUAAUUUUACUCUAGUCCUCUGGAAUGUGUUUCAUUUAUUCUAUCAUGAGAAGUGUAAAGUGAAUUAUCACAAUAUCGGAAGCAGUGCCAAGCGGCUGCAACAACAAACCAAUAACACUCAAACACUCCGAAAAACAUUGAAGUUUUUAAAUUGGGAGUUUUAUUUUUGUGUGUUCUCAACACCACGAUGAAUUUAGUGGUAUAGUAACUGUGCAGAUUUUAAAAAUCAAUGAAAAAUUUGAAAUUGAAAUAAAUAAAGAGAUAAAAUAACAAAAAUGAAUUGAGAUAAGGAGCAUCCCCCAACAUCCCAUUCGUCGACGUCGCCGCUGGUAGAUGGCUUUUAUUAUACGGAAGCUACUAUAAAAGAAAUCCACACCCCCACUUGUCGGUCGGGCUUGUUUAUCGGUUAUUCGGUCGGGUUUGCUUUUCGGUUGUGCUUCCUUUUUAUUUUUUGUUUGCCUGCUGCGAGUUGAUGCGGUUGCCAACAUACGCCUGUGAAUCUUCUCUUUUAAAUGUUUUAAACAAUUCUAGCCGUCAGCAUCUGCAUACAUACAUAUAUGUAUCUAACAAUAAUUCUUUGGUGUUUUAGGCCUUCUCUGUUUAUAAUGUCAACAAAUGAGAUGAAAAUAAAUGUAUUGUGAGAAGUUGUGUAGUGCUUGUUAGUUAAUAAGAAGAAAAAAUCUUCAAGAUAAAUUCCAAACAGCAAAAACGGACACAAUCAAAAAAAGUAUUGUGGCAAUUGUGAUAUUGUGCCAUAUUUAUUGGGUUGGAAUGCCCUUAGAUAAACGAGUCGUGGUGCUCUGAUGUUAAAAGUCGAAUUUACCAUGUGAUUAAUACCCUGCUCAACUCCUUUGCCGUUCUCGCUUCAAUUUUGUCACCUAUCAUUUGCUGGAUUCACAAGUUGUUUUAUGUGUUCAAGAAUCCCUAAUUUCACUGUUUUUUGCAUUUGGUUUUUGCGAAAGGGACUCUUAAGGCUCUAUAUUGCACCCAGAUCCAUCGGCUGAAUCCGCGACGUACAAUUUCAUGGGAAACACCUUAGGCAUCUUUUUUCUGCAUUCGACAAUUUUUUGACUUUCCGCUUCAAAAACCACUCACUGUUUGGAGUCAAAAAAAUCACAUUUCUAUAAUUUUUUGGAUUGAAUUGUUUUCAUCAGGUCUCUAGUUUUGAAAUUUCGAUUUAAAGGACAAGGAAUCAAAGCAACCAGAUCUUUUUGGGCUAUAUUUAAGGACGAAGAUGUCAAUUUCAACUCAGAUGAUGUAUAAAUUAAAUCACAUGUGCUCAUCAGUAGACAGUUUUAUUUAAUCGUCAAAUAAAAUUUACAAACAAGGCAAGGCCGUAGCGUUGAGCGCCAUAGGUUCAUCUAUUCUAAUAAAGAAUACACAUCUUAAGGAAAGGAAGGUGGAUAAUUGCAAUUACCUGCAAUGCGGUACCAGAAAACUCGUAAAAAAUUUCCCAAAUUCAACAACAACUGCAGCAACAAAAUUUACAAUUACAGCACUACAGCAUUAGCAAUAAAAAUCAACAAAUAUCGAUUAAGGACACUAUCAUUAUCAUCAUCGCACAACAAAAUAAGUACAAAAUUUAAGUAUACUUAGUAAGGUUUUAUUUUUCAUUAGUAACUAGACUUACUAGACUACAACAAAACUGUACUAAAACUACUAAAUUGGAAUCCAAAACAAAACAUCAGGGGGGAGAGAUAGAAGCGUACGGAAACGUACAACUAACCAAAGUAACCAGUAAUAGACCAACUCAACAACAACAGAACGCAUUCAAUAGAUCCUAACACACAAGUGCGGUAGAACUCAGGAACUUAGAGAGGUCAUGUUCGAAAGGCCACCCAUUUGGGUUGUAAUUGUUGGCCUUAAUGUCUGUGUCCUGAUAUGGUUGAUCACAGUGCAAGAACCGGUGAUGUACGAUGCCUCUACCUCGAUUAUAAGUAGUGGCAAUAACAACAACAUCAAUUUGAAUCAAGGCAGCGCUGUAACAACACUGCAACAUGCUGGAGGACGAGCCGAUCGUGACAUAAAAGAAGCACCAGAUGUCGGUAGACACCAUCGACCAUUCGGUGAGUUUGCUGCCUUAACCUUGAACAGCAGUUCCAAUGCGAGCAUAGCGUUUGCAAACUCUAACAACCGCACAGAUGAGUUGGUCGGGGGUAGCACCACAAAUGCCAUAGACUUGUCCUCGUCACUGGACCUUCACUCAUUGACAUCUAGUCUGGGAACAGGAGUUCUCAAAGCAAAACAGAAACCCACUCCAUCGUGGAUAAAGACGACUGCUGUCUCUUCAGCACUGCCGGAAGAAGACUUUAAUCAAUUGAUAGAUUUACACGACUUCCAUUAUAUUGUGCCGCAACCGGUAUGCAGCUCUGACAUUGAAGCACUGAUUCUGGUGCAUUCAGCCCCCAGGAACAAUGAGAAACGCCAAAUAAUAAGAGAGACUUGGGCUAGUAUUGGCCAUCACAUGGUCGAGUCCCCCCUGAGAGUUCUAUUUCUGUUGGGCUAUGUCAAUGAUGACGCCUUGCAGUGGGACAUCUACAAGGAAAACUCCCAGUUCGGGGAUGUGAUACAGGGCUCCUUUGUGGAUGACUAUCGCAAUAUGACCUACAAGCAUGUGAUGGCCUUCAAGUGGUUUCUCUACAACUGUGCCACAGCCCAGAUCCUCAUUAAAGUGGAUGAUGAUGUCUAUGUUAAUACGCCGCAGUUGAUGAAAUAUCUCAAAGAUGAAUCACAGCAGCAGCAGCAGCAAGAAUCAGGGGAGAGACCAAGCAUCCAAGAGGAUGAGCAAGAAAGUGAAUAUAAUCCCACCAUCAUAACUUUAGAUGAUACAACAAAAACAACAACAACAACAAUAAAGUCCACCAACAAAAAUUCAAUUUUUGACACUUUGAAGAAUUAUGCAAAAAGUCUAAUAGAGCCACCAUCAGAAUCAUCGCAAUCAUCCACCACCUCAAAAAACUCAAAGUUUAUACCAUCGGCGGAACUAUUCCAACGACCCCAAAAUUUACUCUUUUGCCAGAAAAUAAUUGGAUCUAUGGUCAAACGUUCCUAUCGUUCCAAGUGGCGCGUCAGCUUCAAAGAAUACUCCGAACGUUAUUAUCCGCCCUAUUGUCCCGGCUAUGCCAUCAUCUACUCCCCCGAUGUGGUCUUCCGUUUAUAUACCGCCGCCCAAAAGUUCAAAUACUUUUGGAUCGAUGAUGUCCACAUAACCGGUGUUCUGGCCCAACAAACCAACACAACAAUAACCACCUCAUCACAUUAUGUUCUCUAUAGUGACGAAUGUGAACGUCUAUUGACGGGCAAGACUGAUCUCAAAGACAUGGAAUUUUUAUUCGCCUGGCACAGUAUAUCGCCGCAACAAGUCAAAGCCAUCUGGCAGCUGCAAAUGUUAUCCCUGCCCCCCACACCGUACGAUGAUCCACAGCACUACAGGAAACGCAGAAAGAGGAAAAAGACGCGACGGCGACAACAGAACCUCACUGGAAGAGUAGCCUACAACAUAAGCAAUUACAUAACGCCAGAAGGUUUUAGAUAGUAGACUUCCAAGGCAUCUAGGAUGGAGAAUUUUUGAAACCCCCCCCUCCCAAAAACUAGGACGAUGAGAGAAGCCGCAGUUGGAGAAAAACGAAAGAAAGAAAAAAACGCUUACACUAGUUUAGGUUUAUUACGUAUUAAUGAUGAUAUAUCGUGAGAUGUGACAGAAGGUUCAUUUUUUUUAAUUUGUUUUAAAUUUGUAAAAAACCCCCACAGGAACCACUGGCUUUAUUUAUUUUUUGUUUGUUUUUAUUUUAAUUUUUUAAUAUUUUUACCUAGAAAUAAUUUAAUUUGUGAAUUAUAAAGAGAAGAAAGAAAAAAAAAAGAUUUGUAUAAAAAAUGAUUUAUAAAUCAAAUUAAUAAAUUUUGAUGAAUGUUGUAUGUGGAAUAAAUUAAAUAUUAAAUAAAAAAACAACUGUUGGGAUUUCUGACAAAGAUA